AUGUGCCCCCCACCUCCACCUGGUUUCCAAGUCACUUACAGUAUGGAUAAUGAUAAAGCUCGUUUCAAUACUGAACUGUCAUCGCCCAUGCUCAGGUCUGCUGGUUCUAGAGCUCGACCCCAUUCUUCCAUAGCCUGUUCCUCUUGCUCGCAGGUUUACUAUAGUGAGCCGAGUUCUUCUACCAUCACUACUGCCACCAAUUCAGCGCCCCAUUCGUGUACACUUCACAUAUCGUCGACCAGCGAUGUGUCAUUACCAAUUCAAUCUGUAACUUCAGCUGAAGAGAAUUUCAAUUCUGUC
Messenger RNA from Protopolystoma xenopodis, 300 nucleotides. The record is from the annotation of a GenBank genome assembly. Lineage: Eukaryota; Metazoa; Platyhelminthes; Monogenea; Polystomatidea; Polystomatidae.